Molecule: messenger RNA, 2490 nt
Organism: Calypte anna (Anna's hummingbird)
Lineage: Eukaryota; Metazoa; Chordata; Aves; Apodiformes; Trochilidae
Gene: DRG2
Product: developmentally regulated GTP binding protein 2
Exons: 13
Coding region: 91-1185 (364 amino acids)
Biological process (GO): cytoplasmic translation
Cellular component (GO): cytoplasm
Molecular function (GO): GTP binding; GTPase activity
Source: RefSeq, a predicted model, not a curated record
GGACGGGCCCGGCAGCACUUCCGGCGGGCGGCGUGCCGGGGCCUGGGGAGGCGAACGGGCCGGUCCGGUCCGGUCCGGUCCGGUCCCGCCAUGGGGAUCCUGGAGAAGAUCUCGGAGAUCGAGAAGGAGAUCGCCCGCACGCAGAAAAAUAAAGCCACUGAGUACCACCUGGGCCUGCUGAAGGCAAAACUUGCAAAGUACAGAGCUCAGCUUCUGGAACCUUCCAAAUCUUCAGCUGCUAAAGGAGAAGGCUUUGAUGUGAUGAAAUCUGGAGAUGCCCGGGUGGCACUGAUUGGUUUUCCUUCUGUGGGUAAGUCCACAUUUCUGAGUUUAAUGACCUCAACUGCCAGUGAAGCUGCAUCUUAUGAGUUCACCACCCUGACGUGUAUCCCAGGAGUCAUAGAGUACAAAGGAGCCAAUAUUCAGCUGCUGGAUCUGCCAGGAAUCAUUGAAGGAGCAGCACAAGGGAAAGGCAGAGGUCGGCAGGUGAUAGCAGUGGCCAGGACAGCAGAUGUUGUUAUUAUGAUGCUGGAUGCCACCAAGGGUGAGGUACAGAGGGCCCUGCUGGAGAAGGAACUGGAAUCAGUCGGGAUCCGGCUGAACAAAAGCAAACCAAAUAUCUACUUCAAGCCGAAGAAGGGUGGAGGCAUUUCCUUCAACUCAACUGUCACGUUGACUCAGUGCUCUGAGAAGCUGGUGCAGCUCAUCCUCCACGAGUACAAAAUCUUCAAUGCUGAAGUCCUGUUCAGAGAGGAUUGUUCCCCUGAUGAGUUUAUUGACGUGAUUGUAGGCAACAGGGUCUACAUGCCAUGCCUCUACGUUUAUAACAAGAUUGACCAGAUAUCCAUGGAAGAAGUGGAUCGCCUUGCUCGGAGACCCCACAGUGUUGUCAUCAGCUGUGGCAUGAAGCUGAACCUGGACUAUUUGCUGGAGAAGCUCUGGGAGUACCUGGCACUUACCUGCAUCUACACCAAGAAACGAGGACAGAGACCAGACUUCACAGAUGCCAUUAUUCUACGGAAAGGGGCCUCUGUGGAACAUGUGUGCCACCGAAUUCACAGGUCAUUGGCCAGCCAGUUCAAGUAUGCCUUGGUGUGGGGUACAAGCACAAAGUACAGCCCUCAGAGAGUGGGCUUGACCCAUAUGAUGGAGCAUGAAGAUGUCAUUCAGAUCGUGAAGAAGUAACCCUCUUUGCUGGUGCCUGGCCUUGUCUUUAAUCACUAGGACUGGAACUGACCACAUAAAUGCAAAACAAACAACAAAACAAAAGAAAGAAAGAAAGGAAAAAAAAAAAAAAAAGGGAAAAAGAAAAAGGGAGACAUGUUCCACAGCCAGGAAAGCUUCCGUGAAGCUCCUUCUCUUGGAGAAAGGCAGAAAAUGUGCCUGCAGGUGGGGAUGGGGAAGAUGGGUUUCCAUCUUGCAGCAUUUCAGGUUGAGUAAUAUUUCUUAAAAAUUGAAAAAGGAGACAGUUAUCCUAGGACACAGUUCCCACAGCCAGCAGCAUCCUGCCCCUAGUAGAGUUUGCCCAUAGAUCCGUGGGUUAACCUGCUGGUGGCUUGCUUAAGCAGAGGGAAGUUUAUGGGUUGAUGUGAACAGAUUUGGCCCUGUGCUUUGGGAGGGGAAGCCAGGGCUGAUUGAACAUUGCUGAUGCUUUGCUGCUUAUCCAUUCCCUUAAUUUAAGCAUUGAUUUGAAACAGAAACAAAGCUCUCCCUUCCCUGCUCACUGGGCAAGUUGUCUCUGCAGCUUUCAGGCCUGGAGACUUCAGGCUGAGUAAACCCCUGGAUUUAUCAUGGUCCCACCUCAAUUAAUAUUACAAGGUGGCACUUUUUGCCUGCCUUAGCUCUGCAGUAAGGUGUGUAGGACAUCCUGGUCCAACUGGUACUGUGAGAGAUGAGGAAUGAAACCUCAUUAAUAAAUGGUUAACCUGAUCAGACUGCAAAAGGGUACGAUCCAAGAGCUGAGGUCUGCAGUCAGGAGUCCCUUCUGACAUAUCAAGGAGCUGUCUUGGGAGUUUGCUCCUUUGCUCUUGUCCUCCCCGUGAGUCCCCAAGGGUAAUGGUUGGGGCUCUGCUUCUUUCUCAGUCAUGCCCCAGAAUUCCAGUAACAGCUCCAAGCACCAUCCCAUGCCAUGGAUUUUACCUGAGGUCUGUUAAACGUUGUUGCUUGCCUGGAUAUUUUCCAUCAGAAAUCUGGGAUUUUUCUAAUCAUGCUUUUUUUCAUGGAACACUGAUGCUAAACUGAAUUCAGAGUGCCUGAUAAAGAGAACAGCUCUUUCCUUCUGGGAUCAAGAGUUGCCAAUAGCUUUUAUUUUCUUUUCAUUGACAAAGGGUUCGGUCUGAUGUGGAUUCUUAACUGUGAGGGCAGGUCUGGUUGCAAAUAUGUCUGCACAGGGCUCCUCCUUCCCUCUCCUUUGUGUUCCUCCCCAACUGAUCGAGCAGAAACUGAAGGAUUAUUUUAUUUGAGAAAAUAAAAGUUGAUAUUUCAUGUGAA